Molecule: messenger RNA, 4797 nt
Organism: Chiroxiphia lanceolata (lance-tailed manakin)
Lineage: Eukaryota; Metazoa; Chordata; Aves; Passeriformes; Pipridae
Gene: PCSK1
Product: proprotein convertase subtilisin/kexin type 1
Exons: 14
Coding region: 141-2390 (749 amino acids)
Biological process (GO): protein processing
Cellular component (GO): Golgi membrane; trans-Golgi network
Molecular function (GO): serine-type endopeptidase activity
Source: RefSeq, a predicted model, not a curated record
GAGGGUCUGGGAGCCUCGGGCAGCCGCGCCGGCAGGCAGGCAGGCAGGGAUCCGCUCCCCGCCAUCGCGUAGCAACGCGGCGCCGCAUCCCGCCCGCAUCCCGCAUCCCGCAUCCCUCGUCCCUCCCGCGCCCCGCGGCCAUGGCCGGGCGGCGCUGGGCCGGCCCGUGCGUGGCCCUGGCCGUGCUUUUGGCAGCCUGGAGCCUGCCCCGAGGAGGCAGCGCCGAGAGGCUCUUUCUCAACGAGUGGGCGGCGGAGAUCCCUGCCGGCCCCGACGCGGCCAGAGCCAUCGCGGAGGAGCUGGACUACGACCUCGUGGGGCAGAUUGGAUCGCUCAAAAACCACUACCUAUUCAGACACAAAAGCCAUCCCAGACGAUCCCGAAGAAGUGCCAUUCAUAUCACUAAGAGACUUUCUGAUGAUGAGCGGGUGUCAUGGGCAGAGCAGCAAUAUGAAAAGAAGCGAACUAAGCGUGCCACUGUGAGAGACUCUGCAGAAAGUCUUUUCAAUGAUCCUAUGUGGAAUCAGCAGUGGUAUCUGCAAGAUACAAGAAUAACUCCAUCCCUGCCCAAGCUGGAUCUUCAUGUUAUUCCUGUGUGGCAAAAAGGGAUUACAGGCAAGGGAGUUGUUAUCACAGUACUGGACGAUGGCUUGGAGUGGAAUCACACUGACAUCUAUGCCAACUAUGACCCAAAUGCAAGUUAUGAUUUCAAUGACAAUGAUCAUGAUCCCUUUCCUAGAUAUGACCCAACAAAUGAAAACAAGCAUGGGACACGGUGUGCAGGAGAAAUUGCCAUGCAAGCCAACAACAGAAAAUGUGGAGUUGGAGUAGCCUACAACUCCAGAGUUGGAGGUAUCCGAAUGCUGGAUGGAAUAGUCACUGAUGCUAUUGAAGCCAGUUCCAUUGGUUUCAACCCAGAACAUGUGGAUAUUUAUAGUGCAAGCUGGGGCCCCAACGAUGAUGGCAAAACUGUGGAGGGACCUGGGAGACUGGCACAGAAGGCUUUUGAGUAUGGGAUAAGCCAGGGCCGAAAUGGGAAAGGCUCCAUUUUCGUGUGGGCUUCAGGGAAUGGAGGUCGCCAGGGUGACAACUGUGACUGUGAUGGUUACACUGAUAGUAUCUACACAAUCUCCAUUAGCAGUGCUUCUCAGCAAGGGCUUUCUCCCUGGUAUGCAGAGAAGUGCUCUUCAACUCUGGCCACAGCAUACAGCAGUGGGGAUUAUACUGACCAAAGAAUUACAAGUGUUGAUCUUCACAAUGAAUGUACAGAAACUCACACUGGGACCUCUGCAUCUGCACCGCUGGCUGCAGGGAUUUUUGCUCUAGCUCUGGAAGCAAAUCCAGACCUAACGUGGAGGGAUAUGCAGCACUUGGUAGUGUGGACCUCAGAAUAUGAUCCACUGUCUGGAAACCCAGGAUGGAAAAAGAAUGGAGCGGGACUGAUGGUCAACAGUCGGUUUGGGUUUGGACUACUCAAUGCCAACGCAUUGGUAGAUUUAGCUGAUCCCAAAAGAUGGAAAGGUGUACCAGAAAAGAGAGAGUGUAUUGUCAGAGACCAGAGCUUUGAACCAAGAUUAUUAAGAGCAAACGAAGAAGUCAUCAUUGAAAUUCCCACAAAAGCCUGCGAGGGCCAGGAGAACUCCAUUUUAUCUCUGGAGCAUGUGCAGCUUGAGGCAACGAUCGAAUAUUCCCGUAGAGGUGAUCUUCAUGUCACACUGGUAUCUCCAUCAGGGACCAGCACUGUCUUACUGGCUGAGAGAGAGAGAGAUAAAUCUCCCAAUGGCUUCAAGAACUGGGACUUCAUGUCUGUUCAUACAUGGGGAGAAAACCCAACAGGAACCUGGGUUUUAAGAAUUACUGAUAUGUCCAGACGAAUACAAAAUGAAGGAAGGAUUGUAAAUUGGAAACUGAUUUUGCAUGGCACUGCUACCCAGCCUGAACACAUGAAGCAGCCACGUUUAUAUACAUCCUACAAUGCUGUGCAAAAUGACAGAAGAGGAGUGGAGAAGAUGACAGACUUUGUAGAGGAUCAUACCACACUGGAAAACCUGAGUGAAAAACCCAAAAUCACAGAAGAUGCCAGUAGCAGCAGUGACAAAGCAGAAGAUAAAAUCCCAUCACAGGCUAUGCUACAUUUACUGCAAAGUGCUUUUAGCAGACAGAUGAAUCAGAAGCAACUGCCAAAGAAGACUGCAAGUGAGAAGUUAAAUAUUCCAUAUGAACACUUCUAUCAAGCCCUCAAAAAAUUGAACAAGCCUUCCCAGUUGAGAGGCUCAGAAGAAAGUCUGUACAGUGACUACGUUGAUCUUUUUUACAAUGCCAAACCUUACAAGCAUAGAGAUGAUAGACUGCUGCAAGCCUUGGUUGAUAUCAUAAAUGAAGGAAACUAAACUGUAGGGUGUGGCACUGAGUUGGAAAUAUUCAUUUUCCCCACCUGUAGUUUUUUUUUCCAAAGUCUGUGUAUGCUCUACUUGUGAUUGCUGCUUUGAUUGCUUCAUAUUUAGUACCAAUAUCAAGGAAGGGAAAAAACAGGUGUGAGUGGAUAAGGCAGGAAACUGACACUUUUUAGUAAUAUCUUUUUUCAAAACCUUUUUUCAUUACCAUCAGAGUAGAAUUGCCCCCUCAGGCAUGAAAUGCAAUAUUAUUCCCCUGAAAACCCUAGUGCUCUAUUUUAAACAGUUUUCACAUUACUUAUUCUUCCACCCUCUUCACUUAAGCAUGCAGUAGGAUUCAAAACCUGAAUUACCAAGCAGUUUUGAACCAAACUGCCAAAGCUAUGGGGAUAUAUUCUUAUCUGUGGAUUUGUCGUGAAUAUUGCAGUCACCGUUAUAUUUGUCAUUUAUUCCUAUUUAAUACUUGCAGACAGUACUGCUUCUGUCAUAGGUGCUUUGUUCCUCCUCCAAGCAACAAUGCUCCCUUGCCCUUCUGUUCUCCUGUAAAGGAACAUCUGGGAGGCUGGAGUUGGACUGGGGCAUCAGUGAAGACUGAUGAAGUUAUUCACAAUUUUGACUACAGACAGACAGACAUACACUAAUAUAAAAGAGUCCCAAAUGAGGCAUCCCAGACCAUGGGAUGCCAUUUUCUCCACCUAACUUUUAAAUACCUAAGUGAAGUGCCUGAAUCAUGAGCCUAGAAUUUCUAGGCAGUGUGUAGUUAAUGAGGACAGUCUCCUAUAUAGAUAGCACUUGGCUUUCUUUACACCUGUUAUGAAUUACCUGAUGGAGUACUGAUAUAGUUGUGUCAAUUAUAUGAGUUUUGGGGACCAACCUUCUACCUGUGGGUCAUCAGUUAGGUUUCUGAAGUAACAUAACUGCCUUCUGACAUGGCUACACCUUGCAGUAUUCAGAACAGCAAAGCUGGGAUCGCUUUGUCCUUUCCUUGAACUGUGACCAAGGUGGAUCAGAAAGGGUAUCUGUAGUAGGUUGUAACACUUCACAAAAAUCUAAGAAGUCAAGGCAAAAUGGAUGGGGAGAGGUGUGAGACUAAAAAAAAUACCCUGUGAAGGGUGUGCAUGGAAUGUGGAGUGGGAGGGAGAGGAAUAGAAAGAUGGAGAAAGUGGAAGAGGAUAAGGCAGGUGGUUGUCAGAAAGCAAUUAGGGUGACUAACUCCCUAACUUUACCAGACAAGCAGUUUUCCACAGAUACUUCUUUAAAGACAGAGUCAAGAGUGACAUAUUAUUUUUCUUUUCAUAAUUGAAAAAAAAGAAAAAAAAAAAGAAAGCCAUGUUGGAUGCUCAGAAAUUGUAGGGGAUCUAGAACAAGGAAAUGAAGAUUUCCAGGGGAUAGUUAUCUCAUUGCAGUGCUAAAGAAAAUCCAAAAAAGUGCUGACUGCUUUUUACUUUUCUUCCUCUCUCGUCUGCUGUUUAAGUGUGUUCUACAGACUCCCUACAAUUAUUUGAUUCUUCUUCACUGUCUAUUCCCUAAAAUUAUGUGUCUCCAAGACAGGAAUUUAACAUUUUGCUCGUAAUUGAGUUUGGAUGGAGAUUUUUCAAACUUCAGAAUAAAUUCUGUAAUUUAAAGGUAAAUCCCUGCAGUGGUCCAAAUCAGAAAGGUUUCUUUUGCUGCCCUUUAUGCAAAAGCUUUCUGGCAAUGCAUAAAUAAUGAACAAGCAAAACAAGAAAAUUUCUAAUUGCUGCUAUUACAGAGGGAGAGCACUUAUUUUCACUAAUUUUUAAUUUUCAGAAUAUAACGAUGUGGUGAGGUAAGGACAACUUUUAGUCUUGUGCCAUGGAGCUCAGAGGCUGGUUCUCUCAGAUAACAACUAAUUUAGCCAAUCCUCAUUCAGGUAUGUUACAGUGAGGAAAGUACUAGCAACAGUCCAUCAGUCCUGAAAGACAUUUUCGGGUUAAAAGGGUGGGAAACAAAAGACGCUCCUUUGUUUUAAGAUCAGUUCCUAUGCUGUAGCCAGAGUUUCACCAGAAGACAAGUUUAAAUCUCUGUUGAAUGUUUCCAACCCAGAUCAGCUUGUACAGGAGUAAAUUAAUUUUAUUGUUAGUCUUUCCUUGGUGCCUCUGUGGGUUUUGUGAAAAAUGUGAAAGUAAAAAAAAAGUUUUCUCUCAGAAUUUUAAAUUAUAUUUUCGUUACAGGUAUUUAUAAUAUAGUAAAGAUUUUAUUGAACAGACAGAAUUUUAAAAGGCAUAAUAAAUUAUAUUGAAGAACCAGAUUUUUUCUUGGGAAAGAGACAAUUUCAUCCAAUAAAGGUAUUUUUUAAAAGGCAUGUUACAACAGCAACUGCAACAUGUAUGUGAUGUGAUGUUAAAAUUUGUCUACUAGUAGCAUAAUACAGUGUGUUAGCAGA